UGAGUUGUCUCUGCCUCUAGAAAUUGAAACUUAUAAAAAAAAACUUUUCAAUAAUACAAACUUUUCAUUAUUCUUGCUAUGGGUUUUUCAGUAAUGGCUGCUGUUGGUGGAAGUUCAGUUUGGGUGAUCAAUAUAUGUGCAAUUCUUCUGCUUAAUCUAUUCUCUACUGCAUCUGGUGAUGCUUUGAGAAUCAAAUUUGGUUACACAGGCCCAAUAGGCCCAAGUAAUUGGGGAAGAUUGAACCCAACAUUUUCGGCCUGCUCAACUGGCAAAUCUCAGUCCCCAAUAAACAUUGACAGUGCUAAUCUUGUUAUUAACAAAAAUUUGAAGCCCUUGAUUAUGCAAUAUAAUCAUUCUGAAGUUGCUACUUUGGUUGAUAAUGGCUUUAAUGUUGGGGUAAAAUAUGGGGAAAAUGCAGGAACUUUGGUUGUGGAUGGUAAAACUUACAACUUGAAGCAAAUGCACUGGCAUUCUCCUUCUGAACACCGACUUGAUGGAACUCAAUAUGCUGCAGAGCUUCAUCUAGUUCAUUUUGCUGAAGACAAUAGUAUAGCAGUAUUGGCAACCCUCUUCCAUAUUGGCCAUCCUGAUCCCCUAAUGACCAAGCUUCAAAAUAAACUGAAUGAGCUGGCAAGGGACGUGGCAUCACAGAAAGAAACACAGAUUCAGCUGGGAACUAUAGACACACAUGAAAUAAGGAAACACACACACAAAUAUUACUCAUAUACUGGUUCUUUAACUACUCCUCCAUGUUCUGAAAAUGUCUCUUGGCACAUCCUUGGCAAGGUGAGAUCAAUAUCAAGAGAGCAAGUAGAAGCUUUGAGAGCUCCAUUGGAUUCGAGAUGCAAGAGAAAUGCAAGACCAGUACAACCCUUAAAUGGAAGGCAAAUUCAGAUGUAUGAAGUCCAAGCAAAUGUUAAUUAGAUUUUUAUGUGUCUAGGGGAACCAAUUAUUUUAUAUAUGUAUCUCUAUAAAUAAAUCCUAAUCCUAGUUACAUAAACACAUAGUUCUAUGGAGCAUUAGCUCAAGAAAGACAAAGAUACAAUA
Nicotiana attenuata is the source of this 1047-nucleotide messenger RNA. Its product is annotated as alpha carbonic anhydrase 1, chloroplastic. The coding region runs from base 79 to 924 and encodes 281 amino acids. Lineage: Eukaryota; Viridiplantae; Streptophyta; Magnoliopsida; Solanales; Solanaceae. The record is from RefSeq and is a predicted model, not a curated record. The transcript has 6 exons. Gene Ontology annotation, molecular function: zinc ion binding; carbonate dehydratase activity.